This is a messenger RNA of Rangifer tarandus platyrhynchus (Svalbard reindeer), 1182 nucleotides long. Lineage: Eukaryota; Metazoa; Chordata; Mammalia; Artiodactyla; Cervidae. The record is from the annotation of a GenBank genome assembly.
AUGUGGUCCAGCCUGAAUGACUGGCUGUGGCACGAGAGGUUCUGGCUCCCCCCGAACAUCUCAUGGGCUCAACUGGAGGACCGUGAUGGCCUGGUCUUCCCCCACCCCCGGGACACAUUGAUGGCUGUGCCCCUGGCGCUGGCCCUGGUGGUCGUUCGCUUCACCUUCGAGAGAUUCGUUGGCCUGCCCCUGAGCCGGUGGCUGGGCGUGCGGAACCAGACCAGGAGGCCAGCGAAGCCCAAUGCCACGCUGGAGAAGUACUUCCUAAUGAAAGGGCGGAAACCCACGGAGUCCCAGAUGAACCUCCUGGCCACCCAGUGUGGCCUCACGCUGCGGCAGACUCAGUGCUGGUUCCGGAGACGCCGGAACCAGGACCGGCCCUGCCUGACCAAGAAGUUCUGUGAGGCCAGCUGGAGGUUUGCUUUCUAUCUGUGCUCCUUCAUCAGUGGAACCAUGGUUCUGUAUCACGAGUCGUGGCUGUGGACGCCGGUCACAUGCUGGGAAAAUUACCCACAUCAGCCCAUGAAGCCAGGCCUGUACCACUGGUACCUCUUGGAGCUGAGUUUCUACGUCUCUCUGCUGAUGACACUGCCCUUUGACACCAAGCGCAAGGACUUCAAGGAGCAGGUGAUUCAUCACUUCGUGACCAUCAUCCUGAUCAGCUUCUCCUAUAGCUUGAAUCUGAUGCGCAUCGGCUCCCUGGUGCUGCUGUUGCAUGACUCCUCCGACUACCUGCUGGAGGCCAGUAAAUUGUUCAACUACACACACUGGCGGCGCCUGUGCGACACUCUUUUCAUCAUCUUCGCACUGGUUUUUUUCUACACUCGCCUCGUGCUCUUUCCCACCCAGAUCCUCUAUACCACGUACUACGAGUCCAUUGCCAACCUGGGCCCCUUCUUCGGCUACUACUUCUUGAACAUACUUCUGGUGGUUCUACAGCUGCUACACGUGUUCUGGUCUUGCCUCAUCCUCCGCAUGAUCUACAGCUUCAUAAAGAAAGGCCAGAUGGAGAAGGAUGUUCGCAGUGACGUGGAGGAGUUAGACUCCAGCGAUGGGGAGGCGGCCGAGGAGUGUCCUCAGAUGAAGAAUGGGGCGGCGCAGCGGUCCGGAGCAGCCCCCACUGACGGCCCUCGGAGCCGGGCAUCCAGUCGCAUGGCCAACGGGCACACACCAGACACGUAG